AUGUACAUCAAUCGGCUGGUAGCAGAAGACAAGGACCCAGAGUUGGCCAAUCGCCAAUCGCCUGAAGUGCGCCGCCGGAUUGCUUUACUAGGUGCACGUGCUCUUCUCAAAAUGAUAUUUGUCGACAACUUUGUCCAUGGCGAUUUGCAUCCUGGGAAUAUCUUGAUACGUUUCAACGAGGACAAUGAGGCCUUACCAGGAGUGCACAAAGCGCCACCAAAGGAGAGUAUAGUUGAACAGGCGUUGGAACGAGUACGUGAUUGGCUCGGGUGGAGAUCAUUGCCACGGAUUCGAUUUACUGAUUCUCGAGAACUCGCUGAUGAGCCUACACUGGUCAUGCUCGACACUGGGAUUGUUGUAUGUGAAACGGAGAAAAAUCUGCGAAAUUUGAAAGCACUUUUCCGGGCGGUUAUACAGAAACAGGGCUACAAAGCCGGCGAAUUGCUUCUCAAGCAUGCAGAAAAUAGCCGUAAUUGUCGCGACCCGCAUGAGUUUUGUUUGCAAGUCGAACGUCUUGUGACAAGAGCAAUGAAGGAACGUUCGUUGAGAUCACUCAACAUCUCGGCGCUUUUAUCUGAGAUGUUCUCCCUCGUAGCCGCUCAUCGUGUGUACCUUGACUCGUCGUUCACUAGCGUUGUGCUAUCGGUGAUGGUACUCGAGGGUUUUGGCAGAUCACUCGAUCCUGACCUCGAUUUGUUCCAAUGUGCUCGACCAUAUUUACUAAAUAUGGUUUAA
This is a messenger RNA of Cooperia oncophora, 735 nucleotides long. Lineage: Eukaryota; Metazoa; Nematoda; Chromadorea; Rhabditida; Trichostrongylidae. The record is from the annotation of a GenBank genome assembly.